Messenger RNA from Saprolegnia parasitica CBS 223.65, 1029 nucleotides. RefSeq lists its product as hypothetical. Bases 1 to 1029 code for a protein of 342 amino acids. The transcript has 6 exons. NCBI's taxonomy places the organism in Eukaryota, Oomycota, Saprolegniomycetes, Saprolegniales, Saprolegniaceae. The record is from RefSeq and is a predicted model, not a curated record.
AUGGCCGACGACGCCACGGACCCACGCCCACCGCCGGCGCCGAUCGCCGUCGCCGCGCUCCACAUCGACACGCAAGCCAUCGAGGCAGAGUCGCUGGAAGCUCCGCUGGCGGUGUCCCCGACGUACGGUGUUGCGCGCAACCAAGUCGAUCCUGCGGUCCUGGCCGCGCUGCCCAAAGAGAUCCAAGACGAGGUCCUCGCUAGCUUCUCGGUGCCAGCCUCGCCGUCGGCUGCCGCUCCUGUUGACCCGAGCGAAGCCGCGUGGACGUGCCCCAUGUGCACCUUCCUCAACCACGCGGCCUUGUGCACGCCUUCCGAGACGGUGUACGAAGCGCUUUUGCAAGAGCUGUGGACGACGGUCUUCAGCCAAAGCGUAAUUCCAGGCAUGGCCCAGCCCCGGUUCACGCGCGACGGCGACGGCUGGCUCCAGCUCGGCUUCCAGCGCAGCAACCCGGACACGGACUUUCGCGGCGGCGGCCUCCUCGGCCUCAAGUGCCUCGUGUAUGUGUGCCACAUGCACAUGGACAAGAUGGCCUACAUCUUUGCCGACCAGGUGCCGAGUGCGGGACAGCGCUGGUACCCUGUCUGCGUCGCAGGUAUCAACCUCACGUGCAUGCUUGCGGGUCUGCUCAAGCUCGGGGAUGGGUCGUUUGCCGAGACGUCGGACAACUGCUGGCGUCUUUUCGACGAGCCGUCUGCGUUUUACGAGCUCUAUUACUACGCAUUUCUCAAGAUGGAUCAAAUCUGGCACCGAAGCCAGGCCACGUUCAUGCAGUUUGGAGACGUCCUCAAGGCGACCAAGAAGCUCGUGCGCUACGCCUUAGCGCAGGGCCCGACGUCGCUCGCCGAGCUCACGGCCUUUACCGAGACGAUCCACGUCGACGACUUCAAAAUCACGCGCCGCCAAGAGUACUACGACGACGUCGACGACGGCGAGUGCCCCGACCCGCACCGGAUCACCGAAGACGACGGCGUGCCGGUCACCAAGGUCCACGACAUUGCAUCGCUGCAGUACGAGUUGCACAAGUAG